UUUUGCUAUCAAUCCCAGAAUGCAUUGCGCCAUGUCGUCAGUUUUCAUAGUAAAUGGCAGUACGUGCGCUAGUUGGUUCUUUAGCGCUCGUCUUCCUCGCUAAUUCUUCGCCUGUCAAAAGGUCAAGUCCGCGCAGUUACGUUCGCGAGCCCGUUCUCGCGAUCGUUUGCUAAACGCCUGCUCGGCUGUUCGUUCACCCCGGCGGAGAAAUGGCUGAGGCUUCCCUACCGUCCUGCCGGUUUUUCUGCCACCGGUGUUCAGCAGAGAUAAGCCCGCGUUUACCGGACUUCACCUGUCCACGCUGUGAUUCUGGAUUUAUUGAGGAAUUGCCAGAUGACAGAAGAAGCGACGAUAGCUCCCCUUCUACAUCCUCCACAACUGAUCCAACGCAGACGCCCGUUCAGCCGACCACAAAUCACCAGCACUUGUUCACCUUCCCUUCUGGGUACAGUCCAUUCACUCUGGGGAUUUUCAAUGAAAACUUUGAACUCCGAACGUGGCUUCCCACAGAAGAUAACAGAGAGGCUGAAAUCCAGCGGGAACAAGAAAUGGCUUCGCAGCAACGAUACGGUGCGCAGCAACCGCGGGGUCGACAUGCGGCUCAGCGGCAGGGUACACGCCAUGAAGGAGUUCCCACCUUAGAGGGGAUUAUCCAGCAGCUUGUUAAUGGGAUCAUAGCACCAACAGCCAUGCCAAAUCUUGGAAUGGGACCAUGGGGUGUACUUCAUUCCAACCCAAUGGACUAUGCGUGGGGAGCCAAUGGACUGGAUGCCAUCAUAACACAGCUACUCAACCAGUUUGAAAACACGGGUCCCCCUCCAGCAGAUAGAGAGAGGAUAAAAAGUUUACCCACAGUCUCCAUCACAGAAGAACAUGUGGGCGCAGGUUUAGAGUGUCCCGUGUGCAAAGAAGAUUACGGCGUCGAGGAAAGCGUCAGACAGCUGCCGUGUAAUCAUUUGUUUCACAACGACUGCAUAGUCCCCUGGCUUGAGCAGCAUGAUACAUGCCCCGUGUGCAGGAAGAGUCUGAAUGGCCAGAACACAGCCACAAACCCACCAGGUUUAUCAGGGAUGAACUUCUCUCCCUCCUCCUCGUCCUCGUCCUCUUCCAACUCGCCAAGCAAUGAGAAUGCUUCUAGCAACUCAUAGAUUCUCCUUAUCACCCAAACUUCACGCUCUUAAGGAGUCUUCUCCACGGCGGACACAAGCACAGCUGCUAGUCUUUACUCUUACGGAGACGUAAGUUGACAUCUUAUUACUAAUCAUUCCUCCACUUUUGCUGACUGGCCGCUGGAUCCUCUUCGUCUUGCCGCUGCUGUUGCAGUAAUUGGGGACAUUCGCCUUCAAAGCGCCCUGACGGAUCCACCGGAACUGCAACAAUCGUAUAAGUAGGCUCUGCCGCGACGUUGGGGACACGUUUUUUCUAUUUAAAAGUCAUCGUUCUCUUUUUGUAACGUUGCCUGUAGUGGUGCAGAUGUGUAGGCGUCAAGUUAUCGGAACAACGCUGAGCCAAUGUACAGCAUAUGAAUCAGAGCUCGUGUAUGCUUCUGACUGAUUUAUUUAUUUGCACAUUUCCCCGUUUUUAAUUUUGCACUGUUUAGUAUUUUCACGAGACAUCAGUUGAACGAUUGAUUUCUUUUUUUUUCCCCUCUUAAGCAUUUUUGUAGGGUGCUUUUCCUGAACAGGUCCAGUCUGUGUGGUGGAAUUUUGGUGUUCAUUAGAUGAAUUUAUGAUGCAGUUAUUUUUAACUAAUGAGUGAGGAAAGGGGUGGGGGGCUCAAACCCUUUUUAUGUAUUGGUCUUAUGCCACCACUAGUAGGGCAUGUAAAACAAAACAAAUAAAUAAUUGAAUCUUCUUACCUCUGUGAAACUAGCCAAAAGUGUCAAUUAAUUAUAUUUUUAGUGAUUUUAGGUUUUUACAAUCACAAUAAAGUCAUUAAGAAAACAUUUUGCAAGAUUCAUUCAGUUAAAACUCCAGUAACAUGUUAGACUACAUGCAGUAAAAGGCUCACAACUUUUUAGACUGGUAAAUAGUAUCGACUAUCACCAGUAACUUUAUUUUGGGUGAGUAAAAUCCAUAUUUUGAAAUCUCAAGGUCAUUUGUGAUGAAUUGUCCUUUCACUUGUACUAGUUAAGCUUUUUGUUUUGGCCUGAGCCUCAAUGAGAAUGCUAUUCAUCUUAAAAUAAGCCUUUUAUUUUGACAAAUGACUUUACCGAGAAUGUGAAAUGUGCCAUAUAGUAUCUAGGUCAUUGCAGCUACCUUCAGCUUUCAGGUGCACCAUUAACGCUCUCGCUACCUCGCUAACACUUCAAGCUGCACUCCCAAUAGAAAAGUAUUGUCAGGAUAAACAUUUCCUUUCAGUCCGCCAUCUUAAUUCUAAUGCUAUCUAUGUUGCGGUGCUCUAACCCUUCAAGCAAAGGACUGAAUGCAAACUGCUUAGCAACACAAGUACACAGACAAUAUAACAGUACUCAGUCAAAUAUAGUUGAUCAUCUGUGAAUAAUUAAUAAUUGUGUUGUACUGAUGAUCUGAAAAGGAGCUGAUUGUCUCAUUGAACAGUACAUCCGUCCAUCUGGCUUUUACUGCCCUCAGGUGGCCAAGGCGGGUGCACCAGAUUGAGAUCAAUUGCCAUUCAAUUGAUGCAAUGUGACAAAUACUGUUUUUAAUUCUAUGUAAUACUGUCCCUACUAGAUUUUUUCAGAAAUACAAUAUUACGGAGUUUUUCCUCAUUAAAUUACACAUUGCAACAUUUUUUGUUGUUUUUCUUUCGGGGUCUGGAACGGAUUACUGACAUUUCUAUUCAUUUCAAUAGGAUAAAAUGAUUAGAGUUACACGUUUUGAGUUAUGAGCAUGAUCUUGGAAUACAUUUCUUAUCUCAAGUUUCCACUGUAAUAAGGAUUUUCACUAAAUAUGGUCUCGUAUAAACCCAAUUUGAAGUGCUCAGACUGCAAGUCAUGUUAAUUACUUUGACUGCAGUAAUGGUGCUCCCUGUAUUCGACCACUAGAGGGGACUAAACAGUCUUUAUGUGUCAAAGCGGAACAUGCAGGGACAUUGUUAUUGAAAUCACCCUUGUAAUACAGAACAAGGUGUCAACAUCCUCUAAAAAAUGUUGCCAAAAAAAAACUGAAUUCAAACAGACAAUAUACAUGCAUGCACAAUUCUAUACGGGUGUCGCUUUGGGUCAUUUCCCACAUUUGGGUGAACAAGGGAGAGUGCGCCAUUGGAUGAAUUCAACUGGUAAAGAGGAGCUUAAGCUAAUUCAGGUAAUGACAUCAAAUGCGGCUUGAGUGCUUAAUUAAAGGCAUCUUCGAAAUGCUGUGAAAGUAAACAAGAAGAUAUAGUUUGCACAAAGUCAUGACCAAUGGAAAGCAGUUUAAACAUUAAUUUGAUAUCCAGCUCAAGGACCACAGGUCUUCAGUAUGGGUUAGGGUCCCCACAAUUAAGACAAUUAAGUGCGCUAAAAGAAUGACUGUCAACAGUUUUUAACAUUCUUAACAUUUUAUUCCACUGCUUAGCCAGAUUUGGCUUAUUAAUACGCAGUUACACCCUAGCAGUACAUUUCUAAACUAGUAACAACACUACUUGGCACAACUAGUAGGAACGUGUCAUGUACUAGUAGGCUCUUGGACCCUGGUGGUAGUACUAUCAUAUCCACUAGUAGCAAUAGUAAGGCAUUUUUUCCAUAUUAGUACUACUAGCUGGUACAAAUAAUGUAUGUUUGAUCAUACUAGUACUACAGGUAAUGGGAACUGAGUCAUUAGGGCCAUGCCAAGCUGUGAUUUGCAAAGGCUGGUAUGUAUGUAACGGGUGCUUUUGUGGUAUGGGAGAAUAUUAUCAAAUUAUAUGAUGAAAUCCUUUAAAAUGUUACAGCGACUUAAAUGUUUUUCAAUCCACUGUGCA
Molecule: messenger RNA, 3900 nt
Organism: Syngnathoides biaculeatus (alligator pipefish)
Lineage: Eukaryota; Metazoa; Chordata; Actinopteri; Syngnathiformes; Syngnathidae
Product: E3 ubiquitin-protein ligase RNF126-like
Exons: 9
Coding region: 210-1148 (312 amino acids)
Biological process (GO): protein ubiquitination; ubiquitin-dependent protein catabolic process; positive regulation of DNA-templated transcription
Cellular component (GO): cytoplasm; nucleoplasm
Molecular function (GO): ubiquitin protein ligase activity
Source: RefSeq, a predicted model, not a curated record